This is a messenger RNA of Talaromyces stipitatus ATCC 10500, 1705 nucleotides long. RefSeq names its product CRAL/TRIO domain protein. The record is from RefSeq and is a predicted model, not a curated record. Bases 146 to 1459 code for a protein of 437 amino acids. Lineage: Eukaryota; Fungi; Ascomycota; Eurotiomycetes; Eurotiales; Trichocomaceae. Gene Ontology annotation, biological process: Golgi to plasma membrane protein transport; regulation of exocytosis. Gene Ontology annotation, molecular function: phosphatidylinositol transfer activity. The transcript is spliced from 3 exons. Gene Ontology annotation, cellular component: cytosol; plasma membrane; cortical endoplasmic reticulum.
GAGUUCAAGCUUUUCCCUUGUGCUUCAUCCCUAUACCCCCAUCCAUCUGUUCAGCUGUGGUAAAAGCAUCGAAUAGGGGUUUGACUCCUUGUGAUUUAAAGUCCUUCUGACAAAGACGAUCGUACUCGAGCCGACUACAUCCACAAUGUCUUCCGAGACUGCUGCUGAACCUACCACUCAAUCUGUCCCUGAGACAGUGAAGGCUGUUGAGCCUACCACUGCCGCUGUUGAAACCAAAACCGCGGAGCUUCAACCGGAGAAAAAAGUCGAACUCGCAACAGACAAACCAACAGAAGCCGUUACUGCUCCCGCCGAAGCUCCUGCUGAACAGACCGCGGCAGCCGCCCCGGUUGCUGAGCAGAAGAAUGAGACCACCGAGAAGAGACAGGAGCCUGAAGUCCCUGCACAGCCCGAGUACUUGACAAAAGUACCUGGCCUCAGCAAGUUCUUUGACAGUCUGCCUGGUAUCCUCGAGAAAACUGGCCACUCAGAAAUGUGGGGAGUACCCUUGAAAGAUUCGAAGGAUAUUCCUACCGUUAACGUCUUGAUCAAAUUCCUCCGUGCUAACGAGGGAAAUAUCAAGCAAGCUGAGGAGCAGCUCACUAAAGCUCUGCAAUGGCGAAAGGAAAUCAACCCUGUUGAACUUGCCAAGAAUGCCAAAUUCAGUGCGAAGAAAUUCGAGGGACUUGGCUAUAUCACAUCUUACCUUGAUCCCACCUAUGGAGAGACCAUCUUUACUUGGAACAUCUAUGGUGGAGCCAAGGAUCUGCCGAACACAUUUGGUGACUUGGACGAAUUCAUUCGCUGGCGUACCGCACUCAUGGAGAGAGGUGUCCAGGAGCUCAAGCUAAACGAAGCAACCGAGGUUAUCGAGUAUGAUGGUGAAGAUCGCUAUCAGAUGCUCCAGGUCCACGACUACAAGGGUGUUUCGUUCCUCCGCCUGGAUCCCGCUGUUAAAGCUGCUUCCAAAAAAACGAUUGAGGUCUUCUCCACUGCCUAUCCAGAACUACUGCGAGAAAAGUUCUUCGUCAACGUCCCUGCCAUCAUGGGAUGGAUGUUCGGGGCCAUGAAGAUCUUCUUGAGCAAGAACACCAUCCGCAAGUUCCACCCCAUCUCCAACGGUGCCAAUCUUGGCAGAGAGUUUGCGUUUGUUGAAGACCUACCUAAGUCGUACGGUGGACAGGGUGCCGAGCUCAAGGACGCUGGCCGCUCAGUUCCACUGAUUGAUGAUAUCCCUGCUGGCGAACCUGCUAAAGCAGCCACUGAAGCAGCCAAAGAGACAGCCACUGAGAAGAAAGUUGAAUCUGGAGCCGUACCUGCACCCGCGCCGACAGCAACCGAAGUCCCCAAAGAAGAAGCUCUCCAGGAAGAGCCUCCUAGGGAGGAAGCACCUAAGGCGGAGCCUUCUAAGCCCGAAGAGCCUUCCGCUGCUGAGCCUGCUGCUGAAGAGUCCAAGUAGAUUCAAAUAUUACAUAUACCCUGUGAUUAAUAUCGAGAUACCCGAUCCCGAGCGUGCUUGGAUUCAUUUCAUUUUUUAUUGUUCCGUGUUACCUGUCCCAGUACUUGUGCGCUCGCUGGAUGGCUGGCUGAGAGUAUAGUUAUGUUUGCCAGCAGAGAUUGAAGUUAUACCCAGUUAGAGCAUACUGACAUGUUUAAUUAGUGUCCAUAUUAUAGGUUUCAAAUAAUAGGGAUUAUUUUUCUACAG